GGAGGGGGGAGUGGAGGCGGGAGCGAAGUCUCGCGAGAAGAGGCAGCUGCCGUAGCGGAGCCCUCUGGCUCUGGGCGAGAGUGUGAGUGGCUGGGAGCCGCCGGCGGAGCCGCGGACGGUUUGCUGAGCCCGUUAGUGCCGCCGCCAUGUCCCGCUACCUGCGCCCCCCCAACACGUCUCUGUUCGUCAGGAACGUGGCGGACGACACCAGGUCUGAAGAUUUACGUCGGGAAUUUGGUCGUUAUGGUCCAAUAGUAGAUGUUUAUGUUCCGCUUGAUUUCUACACUCGACGGCCAAGAGGAUUUGCAUAUGUUCAAUUUGAGGAUGUUCGUGAUGCUGAAGAUGCUUUACAUAAUUUGGACAGAAAAUGGAUUUGUGGGCGUCAGAUUGAAAUCCAGUUCGCACAGGGGGAUCGGAAGACACCAAAUCAAAUGAAAGCCAAGGAAGGGAGAAAUGUAUACAGCUCUUCACGAUAUGAUGAUUAUGAUCGAUAUAGACGUUCUCGGAGCCGAAGUUAUGAAAGGAGGAGAUCAAGGAGUCGCUCUUUUGAUUACAACUAUAGAAGAUCUUACAGUCCUAGAAAUAGACCGACUGGAAGACCACGGCGUAGCCGAAGCCAUUCCGACAAUGAUAGAUUCAAACACCGAAAUCGAUCUUUUUCAAGAUCUAAAUCCAAUUCAAGAUCACGGUCCAAGUCCCAGCCCAAGAAAGAAAUGAAGGCUAAAUCACGUUCUAGGUCUGCAUCUCACACCAAAACUAGAGGCACCUCUAAAACAGAUUCCAAAACACAUUAUAAGUCUGGCUCAAGAUAUGAAAAGGAAUCAAGGAAAAAAGAACCACCUAGAUCCAAAUCUCAGUCAAGAUCACAGUCUAGGUCUAGGUCAAAAUCUAGAUCAAGGUCUUGGACUAGUCCCAAGUCCAGUGGCCACUGAUAGUAUAAAUCAUGAUACUUUCUAGGCAUGUAUCAUUCAUUUACUCAUAGUUUGGUAUACUUAAAUUAUCAGGAAUACAAUGUUGCAAUGAUGCGUUUUAAAAAAAAUAAAAUAAAAAACACCUGUUAGUUUUCCCUGUACCAGGCAAUGGUUAUAAUUAAAAUGAUAUGCUGUUGAGAAGCCACUCUUAAGAGUCCAGUUUGUUUAAUGUUAUGGGCAGCUACCAAUUUGUGGUGUCUCUGUAUAUUUUUGUAAAGAUCCUCAUUUUUUUAUGCUUGAAGUAUUUGGUGAAAAGAUGUUGGUUGACCAUAAUUUGCAACAUUGUCUUAUUAAAAAUAAAUUUUCAUAUCCAUAUUUGGUAGAAGUGUUAACCUAGAAAUGUAGCUUGCUAAGAAGAUAGAAUGAUACAAAACUGAAGUUGUAGCCACAUUACAACACUGACUGCUCAGACACAUUUAGGUUCAGGGUGGACCUUUAUGUCUUGUCAAGAUGUCUAAGCCCAUGGUGAUUAUUUAUGAUGCAAUGUGGAAUAGGUUUGGUUUUGUUUGUUUGUUUUGGUUUGAUUUUUGUUAACUCCACUGUCUGGGGAAUGAUGCCAACUGGGUUAAAUAGUAUUUUCAGGGAGAUUGAACUUUUCAGUGAAACAUGAAGUCUUCCCUGCUUUCCCCUUCCUCCCCGCCCCGCUGGUUUCAAAGAAUUGAAACGUAAAAUUAUACAUAAGAAUUCCCCGUUAAGUUUUGAACAUGUCAGUGAUGGCGGGAAUCAUUUUAAGGGGAAAAGACUUUUUUUAGCAUAGUUUCUCUAAAAUUCAACUAUUAUUAUUUAGGGGUUUUAUUUUUUUUUUCUGUUAGGAGCAAGUAAACUGAAAGUACAAUUUGUUUAUAUACAUAGUGUAAAACAAAGUGAAUUUUGAUGCUUACAGCACUUGGUGUGUGUGUAUGUUUGUAUCAGAGUCUGCCUGUCCUCUUCAUGAGGAAGGCUUGCUCUUUACACCUCAGUUUAUUAAUGUAGGCAAGUUGAAAAGAUGACACUCCUAGGUGAUUCUGUGGUGCCGUGAAUUUUUGGAAAAUGUUGAGUUUUAAGCAAAGGCCACAUCACUUAGUUUUUGAUAAUGUAGGACAUGCCUAAAAUAAGGAAGCGAUACCCUUAAAUAUUUAUAAUUUCUAGUAUUUCUCUUCAAGAUCAUUAGGAGACAGUAAAGUGACUUGAAAUGUCCAGUGUCAUUUCAGAAUUAAAAGUAAGCAUCUUUAAAAUCUCAGACUGCUUGCUUGUGGAGGUGAGUGGAGAUAGCGUGGGGGCGAUCCUUCUAGAGGAUUACCUGAUUUUUUUCUUUCAAUUUUGAUUUUAGAAAUUUAGGCCUUGCUUGUAGAGAAUAAAAGAUGGUUUAUUAGAACUGUUUGUGGAAUGUGUUUGGAGGAUUAAUUCUAGAAUCUUUGUAUAUUUAAUAGUAUUUUUAACUUUCAUUUCUUUACUGUUUGCAGUUAAUGUUCUUGUUCUGCUAUGCAAUCAUUUAUAUGCACGUUUCUUUAAUUUUUUAGAUUUUCCUGGAUGUAUAGUUUAAACAACAAAAAGUCUAUUUAAAACUGUAGCAGUAGUUUGCAGUUCUAGCAAAGAGGAAAGUUGUGGGGUUAAACUUUGUAUUUUCUUUCUUAUAGAAGCUUCUAAAAAGGUAUUUUUAUAUGUUCUUUUUAACAAAUAUUGUGUACAACCUUUAAAACAUCAAUGUUUGGAUCAAAACAAGACCCAGCUUAUUUUCUGCUUGCUGUAAAUUAAGCAAACAUGCUAUAAUAAAAACAAAAUGAAGGAAAUAAUGA
Microtus oregoni (creeping vole) is the source of this 2746-nucleotide messenger RNA. RefSeq names its product serine and arginine rich splicing factor 10 (gene Srsf10). NCBI's taxonomy places the organism in Eukaryota, Metazoa, Chordata, Mammalia, Rodentia, Cricetidae. Gene Ontology annotation, molecular function: RNA binding. The transcript is spliced from 6 exons. Bases 147 to 932 code for a protein of 261 amino acids. The record is from RefSeq and is a predicted model, not a curated record.